Cylindrotheca closterium is the source of this 1938-nucleotide messenger RNA. Lineage: Eukaryota; Bacillariophyta; Bacillariophyceae; Bacillariales; Bacillariaceae. The record is from the annotation of a GenBank genome assembly.
AUGCUGUCGUCGUCUGCCCGCGUCUUGGCGACGAGAUACAGAGGAAAUGCCUCCAAUUCCUGGAAAAGGAAUAGUCAGAAAGCGGCUGUAGUAACGACAUCGUCAUCGCCCACGUCGUCUCCUGUCGCCGCAACCCGAUUCUUUGCCACCCUUCCUACAGAGGAAGAUGAUGCCAUGGAUGUCAAAGUUUCACCAUGGGAAGUCCCAGAACAAGUCCCUGAUGAAGGAGAAUGGGAGGGAUGCCGACGCAACUUUAUGUCUCCCCUUCAGAUUUCGGUCCGUGGAUCUGAUAUUUUGACCAACCCAUUAUACAGUAAAGGAACAGCCUUUAAGAACGGAGAAAGGGAUCGUCUGAGACUACGUGGUUUGCUGCCACAUCGUAUCAUGAACAUUCACAAACAAAUUGACCGCUUCCUCAUUACACUGCGCGAUUUGGAUUCCAAUAUUCGCAAGAAUAUCAUGUUGGAAGAUCUGCAUGAUCGCAAUGAAACAUUGUAUCACCGCGUCCUAGUUGAUCAUAUGGAGGAAAUGGCGCCUUUGAUUUACACUCCCACCGUCGGCCAAGCCUGCCAAGAACAUUCUUCCCGCUUCCGAAGACCUCGUGGUAUGUAUUUUUCCGAAGAGGAUCGUGGCCACAUGGCAGCCAUGGUGUACAACUGGCCCCAGCCUGAUGUCCACGUGAUUGUGGUAACAGAUGGCUCUCGCAUUUUGGGUUUGGGUGACUUGGGUGCCAAUGGAAUGGGUAUUCCAGUUGGUAAACUGUCAUUGUACUGUGCCGCUGGUGGAAUUGCUCCACACCGUGUGUUGCCAGUUGUCUUGGACGUCGGAACCGACAACAAAGAGCUCUUGGAAGAUGAAUUCUACUUGGGUGCCCAAAAGCCUCGUCUACGAGGACCAGAAUACUAUCACCUAGUGGAUGAAUUCAUGGAAGCGGUCCGCUACCGCUGGCCAAAUGUUUUGGUCCAAUUUGAAGAUUUUGACUCCUCUGUUGCCCAGCGUCUGUUGGACAAAUACCGCAACGAGCAUCUUUGCUUCAAUGAUGAUAUCCAGGGAACAGGUGCCACCACAUUGGCUGGUUUGCUUGGGGCCAUUCGUGCCAAGGGCGAAGAGGUGACUUCAUUAGGUGAUCAGCGUAUUCUAAUCGUCGGGGCUGGAAGUGCUGGAAUUGGAAUUGCUCAAGUUUUGUAUGGUGCCAUGCUCGAGCAAGGAUACACCGAACAGCAAGCCAAGGAUUCCUUUUUCAUUUGUGACCAACACGGACUCAUCGGUGAAGAAAGAGUAGGGAAGCUCACCCCCGAAACAAAACCAUUCGCACGCGCCGAAGACGACGGCAUGUCCAUUGUGGAUGUCGCCAAGAAGCACAAGCCUACCAUUGUGUUGGGUGUCACUGCUGUUGGUGGGCUGUUCAAUGAAGAGUUUGUUCGCGAAUUGGCAGCAGGUGUCGAGCGACCUAUCAUUUUCCCACUUUCCAACCCCACCGUCAAGGCCGAAUGUACUGCUGAACAGGCCUUUGAAUGGACAGAUGGAAAAUGUAUCUUUGCUUCUGGAUCUCCAUUUGAUCCAGUGGAAAUGGUGGAUGGAAAGACCUACUAUACUUCUCAGUGCAACAACAUGUAUGUCUUCCCAGGUGUGGGAUUGGGAGCUACACUCUGUGGAGCUAAGAAAGUCAGUGACCGCAUGUUGUACAUUGCCGCCAAGGCACUAGCCGAAUGUGUUCCCGAAGAAGACUUGGCAAGGGGACAAGUCUUCCCUCAUAUCUCCAAGAUUCGCAUGGUCUCCCACAAGAUUGCCGUGGCAGUCAUCGAAGAAGCCAUGCGGGAUGGAUUAGCCACGAAGAUUUCUGCUGAAGAUGCCAAGGAUCUGAACGAAUUUGUGGCUCGGAAAAUGUAUUAUCCUGAAUACGUUCCCAUAGUCGAGAAGCGAACCAUCACCAUCUAA